Molecule: messenger RNA, 327 nt
Organism: Trypanosoma rangeli
Lineage: Eukaryota; Euglenozoa; Kinetoplastea; Trypanosomatida; Trypanosomatidae
Exons: 1
Coding region: 1-327 (108 amino acids)
Source: RefSeq, a predicted model, not a curated record
AUGCGUGCGGUUGGGUCGCGGCAGCGAUGGCGUUGGCGGGCGGCCAGCCGCGGUGACCCUUCGGCGGUGGUGGCGGUGGUGGCGGUGUUGCCUGUGUGGUGGUGUUGGCCGUCUUAUUUGGCGUGGUCUCCGUUUACCGUCACGGGGGUCCGUGCUGCCUGUGGAUGCCGUGUGCUGGUGGGGUGCGCUGUGGCUCCGUGGUGGAUGGCCCGUGUGCCGCCUCUGUUGUGUGCACAUUGGGCGUGUGCGUGGCGGCGAUGGAAGCGUGGCUGGGCGGGAGGAGGUGGGGAUGGCUGCGGCGUUGACGUGCGGCUGAAGGCGCUCUAG